UUGUAAUCCAAUCUGGCUCAGUAUCGCAGCAAAAAAACAAACUGAAAGUUCGUGUGUCAUGAAAGACGUGGACUGGUCGAACCCGUUAUCCUGUUGACAAGAAGCCGUGCUAAUGUAAUCUUGAAUAAACACAACUACUUACAGCGAUACUCGUUUUUUAUGUAAUGAAGUAUUCUGAAAUGUUUUUUGUGAAAUUCAAAAGAAUAAUGAAACUGACCUGCUGUUCACUUUGAACGUGUUGUGUCGAUCGUGAAGUGGCACUUAAUUCGACUUGUCAAAGGUGAUUGGAAAUCCUAAAAAUAAAACAAUAACAACACAUCGUUAUCAACAUCCUUCUGAUGAGACCUUUGACGUCAUCCAUCACUGAUAUAAAAGAGCUGUAAGCAAUUUCGAUCGGUUAAUGUGUCGAAAAUCUCGAACCAAUCAACUGAGAUGAAAGUCGUAGCUCUCAUUGUGGUAGCCGUCGUCUUUGCCCAGGCGGCAGAGAUCCCGAAGCUGAGGAACUUUAGGAAUCCGGCUGAUUUACCGCCGAGGUCCGUCCUUUUCCCACGGCCAAGCCAGGCUCAGGGUCCAGGCUACUUCAUUCCAAGUGGAAAACAUGCGCACACCUUCAGCACACGCGGCAUUUGCGGACAGGUAAAAUACCGGCAAUCGGAACGUAUCGUUGGUGGAGUAGAGGCUGUCCCCCACGAAUUCCCAUGGCAAGUGGCUCUAGUAGUUGAUAAUUCGUGGUUCUGCGGUGCCACCAUCAUCGCUUCCGACUGGAUCUUGACUGCUGCUCAUUGCACGGAUGGAGGCAGUUCGUUCGAAGUCAUUCUUGGUGCCCACAACAAGAACAUUGUCGAGCCGACUCAAGUCAGAAUCAUGGCCACCGAAUACACCAUGCAUCCUCGCUGGAAUUCUGCCCGUCUUCAGAACGAUGUCGCCCUUAUCAGGCUGCCUACACCCGUCUCUUUCACACCUGAAAUUGCACCGAUCUGUUUGGUGCCGUCCACUGAGGAGGAUCACGUUGGAGACAUUCUCUUGGCUUCUGGAUGGGGUCUCGAUUCCGACAGUGCGACCUCGACUACAGCCAAUCUCCGUAAAGUCACUGCUCCCGGAAUCAGCGUAGAAGACUGCCAGGCUGUAUACGGAAACGGCGUGCUAGAUUCAGUUCUGUGCAUUGACACUACCGGCGGUCAUGGAACAUGCAACGGAGACUCUGGCGGUCCAUUGAGUUACAUCAACAACGGAGUCUACAAUCAGGUCGGCCUCGUCAGUUUCGGUUCGGCCAGCGGCUGUGAGCUCGGAUACCCCACUGGAUUUUCACGCAUUUCCAGCUUUAUUGACUGGAUCGUGUCUGUGACCGGUUUGGUUGUCUAAAUAAAAUGUCUGUGAUUUAUUUGGUACGACUUGACAAGUUGUCAAAGAUCUUUCUUGAUAUUAUCAGGGCGUUGAGAUGCUUUUUGGACAUGUGGAAACCGUCUGCUAACGUCACUUGAAUCAAUAUAAAAUAAAACUUGA
Molecule: messenger RNA, 1503 nt
Organism: Daphnia magna
Lineage: Eukaryota; Metazoa; Arthropoda; Branchiopoda; Diplostraca; Daphniidae
Product: brachyurin
Exons: 7
Coding region: 433-1362 (309 amino acids)
Biological process (GO): proteolysis
Molecular function (GO): serine-type endopeptidase activity
Source: RefSeq, a predicted model, not a curated record